AAUCCCCGAAAUGCACGCUUUUCACUGAAACAAAAUAUUUUGCUUUAUAGCUGCUACGGAUUGCAUUGACAGAGAACCGAGGUGCUACAAGAAAAGAUUCAUAAACGGGAGGCGAGAUCCUAUCGCCUUCCUCCCGCCCUCCUUGUGUCCCUGUGUCCAAUCCUCUCCUCCCAAACGGUUCUGUGAGCUGUCGAGAAAGGGAACGGAUACAGGAUGGGAGAGCUCAGCCCCCCACUGGGCCAAUGUUCCUUCCAGCAGCUUUGGGAGAGCAAUAUGACACCUCAGGGGCCCAGUAUUCCACUGGUUGCUACUCAAAACUGGUCUGACCUGGAUGUCUCGAUAAAUGGCAUCCACUUACCUCCCUCACAGCUCCUUCCCGACGCGACUCUCCACAAGGUCUUUGACGAGGGGCUGUUUGAACUGCUGGAGCCCCCGGUUGUGGAGCCCUCUGUGUCAACCCUGGACAGCGUUCCUCCCCCCGCCUCCACCGUCCCCUCCACCAACGACUACCCUGGGAAGCACGGCUUCCAGCUGCGAUUCCAGAAGUCGGGUACCGCCAAGUCUGUCACCUCCACUUAUUCUGUGCAGCUGAACAAGCUGUACUGCCAGCUGGCUAAGACGUGCCCUGUGGAGGUGUUGAUGGCCAUGGAUCCCCCGCCAGGAGCCAUCCUCAGGGCCACCGCUAUCUACAAGAAGUCUGAGCAUGUCUCUGAGGUGGUCCGGCGCUGCCCCCACCACCAGAGCGCCUCAGAUAACAAUGAAGGCGUGGUCCACCGCAGUCACCUGAUUAGGGUGGAGGGUAGCCAGUGGGCUCAAUACCUGGAGGAUGGAAACACCAAGCGUCAAAGUGUGCUGCUGCCCUAUGAGCCUCCUCAGCUGGGCUCUGAAACGACUACUGUUCUCCUGAACUUCAUGUGUAACUCCAGUUGCAUGGGUGGUAUGAACAGGCGGCCCAUCCUCACCAUCCUGACCCUGGAGACCCAGGAGGGUCAGGUUUUGGGUCGCCGUUGUUUCGAGGUCCGUGUGUGUGCCUGUCCCGGCCGGGACCGCAAGACCGAGGAAGAAAACACAAACAAAGUUCUGAACGGGACCAAGACCACCAACGGCGCCAAGAGAAGUAAGACUCGGGCCACGUCUCAACCCUCGUCUCCUAUGUCAUUGUUGACCUUGUCUCCUCUCCCCUCAGAGUCCCAACAGGCCCUGCCCCCUCCAGGGACCAGCAAGAAGAUCAAGAACGGCUCCAGCACCGAGGAUGAAGACAAGGACAAUGUAUUUUUGUUGCAGGUCCGUGGCCGAGAGCACUAUGAGUGGCUCAAGAAGAUCAAUGACAGUCUGGAGCUGAUGGACCACAUUCCUCCCGCUGAGCAGGAGAAAUACAAGAAGAAAGGUUCCGCUAAGAUCCUCAAGCAAGAAGCAAUGGCCCCGAAGAGCGGAAAGCGGCUGCUUACAAAGGAAGACAGGAGCGACUCGGACUAAGGCCAGGACACGUCUGUCCUUAUUCUCCGGUCUAUUCCAGACCAAUAUUAAGUUGUGACUCCCAAGUUAAAUGUCCAAUACCAAACCCUAGUCCCUACAUGUAGGCACUUCUGAAAGGAUAGAUAUUAGCAACAUGGUAAUAUCUCCACCUAGACAGCCAUACGCUGGACCCAAAAAGGGGUCAAUAGAGACGGACCAACAUUUUAAUAAAUGUUGUCAUAUGAACACGCAAGACAUGGCGAAAUGUGUGGAAUUACAGAUCAUUGUCUUCAAAACUGCAACAUUUUCUCUCUGCCCCAUGGCAAAAUGUGUAGAAUUGCAGGAAAUUAGCUUCAAAACAGUUCAAACUGUGUAAAGUUAUUAUUUUUUUUAUUGUAUUUUUUUAUAUACCGGUGAAUGACUGUCCAUCCGGAACUUUGACAGCUAGGAAAUUUGUGACCGGACCUUCUCAAAUAGUACUCAAGUACCAUGUUGGGAUUUUCACCAUAUUUCGGAUACCAGUCCAACAAUUUCAGUACAACACAAACUGCGUAAGUGUAGGGCCUAGGGUUUGGUUUAGAAUUAGGUAAGUAAGCUAAGACCCCUCCACCCACUGCCUUAACCAUCUGGUGGGACUUCCUCUUCCUCACCUGCCCCCCAAACAGCACUUUAGCUUGUGCUUUUAUGAUUUAGACCAAUUAAAUCAAGUAUUCAUAUCUUGACCUGCCUAGGCACGAUGCUUUGUUACCAGUUAAUUGCCCAGUUGGCUGUUAGUAUUUUUAUACCUGUUGAACAUAACUGCUGUUAUCCCUUCCCCUGAAACCUUGACUUUCUUUUCCCCCCUUUUUUUUUAAAACUUGUCGCUCUUGUUAUCAGAAUGUUUUUUCAUUGUUAAAAAAAAAAGAAGAGAUUUUAGUUUUAUCCAUUUUAGUUUUCUCUCUCUUGUGAAGAGUUCUGAUACUAUGAUUAUGAUACACUUAGCACAUGUAUAUUUGUUUAAUUUUUCGUUCUCUGAUGGAAACUCUUUUUGAUGUCAUUCGGUGCUGAAACAUGAGGCUCUAUUUUGUUUAGGGGGAAAAGGAAACAUUUCAGGGAACUUUUACAAUCAAAUUAAAGCAAUUUCUUAAGUAAUA
Salvelinus namaycush (lake trout) is the source of this 2588-nucleotide messenger RNA. RefSeq names its product cellular tumor antigen p53-like. Gene Ontology annotation, molecular function: DNA-binding transcription factor activity, RNA polymerase II-specific; RNA polymerase II cis-regulatory region sequence-specific DNA binding. Gene Ontology annotation, cellular component: nucleus. Lineage: Eukaryota; Metazoa; Chordata; Actinopteri; Salmoniformes; Salmonidae. The transcript has 10 exons. The coding region runs from base 214 to 1476 and encodes 420 amino acids. Gene Ontology annotation, biological process: protein tetramerization; apoptotic process; regulation of transcription by RNA polymerase II. The record is from RefSeq and is a predicted model, not a curated record.